Capsella rubella is the source of this 246-nucleotide messenger RNA. RefSeq lists its product as uncharacterized. The transcript has a single exon. The record is from RefSeq and is a predicted model, not a curated record. The annotation marks the transcript as partial. Lineage: Eukaryota; Viridiplantae; Streptophyta; Magnoliopsida; Brassicales; Brassicaceae.
AAAAAGAAAGGAGGAAGCUUUAGAGAAUGCUUGCUAACUAUGUUAACGAGAGAUGCUUCUUCGUCCAGAUCCGGUACCAAAGAAUCAGGAAACUGGAUCGAAGCUCCUCAGAAAGAAGAAGAAGAUCAGGACAAGAAUGUGCAAAAAGAUAACUACUUUCUCACAAAUGUUUAAGAUUUGAUCAUUCACACACAAAAAAAAAUAAAACAACAACAAAUGAACUGUCUUUUUUUUUUUUUUUGCUUU